CCCUUCCUCUGAUCGACCAUUCUGCGUCUUUGAUACUUUGUUGGGCUUAUGGAUCCCUACUCCUCUCAGAACUAUUAUCAGCAUUACCAGCAGGGCAUGCCGUCGACUUCUUCCGAUGUCAAUCCCUAUCACCAACCCUAUCAAGGGCCCAUGUAUACUAACCCUGCUGCAUCAUCUUCUCAUAGCGCUCCCGUUCCAGCUAACGCAUAUGAGUACGACGUUGGAAUUCUUGCACAGCAGAGUGUGUAUGUUCCCGGGGCUAUGAUCGACAAGAGAGGUGGUGCAGGUGGCAAGCUAGCGAAAGGCGGCAAGAGGGUGACAGUUUUGCGUAAAGGUGGAGGAAAGGUUUGGGAAGAUCAGACGCUGUUGGAGUGGAGCCCUUCAUGGUUCCGCCUCUUUGUCGGCGAUCUCAGCAAUGAUGUUUCUGAUGAUGUGCUGGCCAACGCCUUCAAUAAGUAUACAUCUUUUCAGAAAGCUCGUGUCAUAAGGGAUAGACUUAGUCAAAAGGCAAAGUAUGGCUUCGUAGCUUUUUCUGACCCAGAAGAUUUUCUUAAGGCCUGGAAGGAAAUGGACGGUAAAUAUGUUGGCAAUCGCCCGAUCAAACUAAAGAAGGCAGAGCAGACUUCCGUGCGUCCUGUGGAAAUAGGACAUAGAAAGGCGAGGCAGCUAGAAAAAGAUCUGAAGAUGAACAGGAAAAAGCCCUAUUAAAUACCUGAUUCGAUGACUUUCCAGCCGCGUUCCAACUCACUAUGCGCGAUGUUUGUAAAACUAUGUACACUGUGCUUCUCUUUGAUUGAACAUUAGAUCAAUGUUAGAUUCAACAUUGUGAGCU
Heterobasidion irregulare TC 32-1 is the source of this 832-nucleotide messenger RNA. RefSeq lists its product as uncharacterized. Gene Ontology annotation, molecular function: mRNA binding. Lineage: Eukaryota; Fungi; Basidiomycota; Agaricomycetes; Russulales; Bondarzewiaceae. The transcript has 4 exons. The record is from RefSeq and is a predicted model, not a curated record. The coding region runs from base 49 to 708 and encodes 219 amino acids.